Molecule: messenger RNA, 1109 nt
Organism: Myxocyprinus asiaticus (Chinese sucker)
Lineage: Eukaryota; Metazoa; Chordata; Actinopteri; Cypriniformes; Catostomidae
Exons: 2
Coding region: 53-697 (214 amino acids)
Biological process (GO): DNA integration; DNA transposition
Molecular function (GO): DNA binding
Source: RefSeq, a predicted model, not a curated record
CCAAUCAGCUAAUCAACUCAAAACACCUGCAAAGGUUUCCUGAGCCUUCAAAAUGGUCUCUCAGUUUGGUUCACUAGGCUACACAAUCAUGGGGAAGACUGCUGAUCUGACAGUUGUCCAGAAGACAAUCAUUGACACCCUUCACAAGGAGGGUAAGCCACAAACAUUCAUUGCCAAAGAAGCUGGCUGUUCACAGAGUGCUGUAUCCAAGCAUGUUAACAGAAAGUUGAGUGGAAGGAAAAAGUGUGGAAGAAAAAGAUGCACAACCAACCGAGAGAACCACAGCCUUAUGAGGAUUGUCAAGCAAAAUCGAUUCAAGAAUUUGGGUGAAUUUCACAAGGAAUGGACUGAGGCUGGGGUCAAGGCAUCAAGAGCCACCACACACAGACAUGUCAAGGAAUUUGGCUACAGUUGUCGUAUUCCUCUUGUUAAGCCACUCCUGAACCACAGACAACAUCAGAGGCGUCUUACCUGGGCUAAGGAGAAGAAGAACUGGACUGUUGCCCAGUGGUCCAAAGUCCUCUUUUCAGAUGAGAGCAAGUUUUGUAUUUCAUUUGGAAAUCAAGGUCCUAGAGUCUGGAGGAAGGGUGGAGAAGCUCAUAGCCCAAGUUGCUUGAAGUCCAGUGUUAAGUUUCCACAGUCUGUGAUGAUUUGGGGUGCAAUGUCAUCUGCUGGUGUUGGUCCAUUGUGUUUUUGAAAACCAAAGUCACUGCACCCGUUUACCAAGAAAUUUUGGAGCACUUCAUGCUUCCUUCUGCUGACCAGCUUUUUAAAGAUGCUGAUUUCAUUUUCCAGCAGGAUUUGGCACCUGCCCACACUGCCAAAAGCACCAAAAGUUGGUUAAAUGACCAUGGUGUUGGUGUGCUUGACUGGCCAGCAAACUCACCAGACCUGAACCCCAUAGAGAAUCUAUGGGGUAUUGUCAAGAGGAAAAUGAGAAACAAGAGACCAAAAAAUGCAGAUGAGCUGAAGGCCACUGUCAAAGAAACCUGGGCUUCCAUACCACCUCAGCAGUGCCACAAACUGAUCACCUCCAUGCCACGCCGAAUUGAGGCAGUAAUUAAAGCAAAAGGAGCCCCUACCAAGUAUUGAGUACAUAUACAGUAAAU